AUGAAGACAACUAUUGCGACUGUGUUAUUUCUUGCAGUCUUCACAGGAAUCUCUGAUGCAUCUGGACAUUGGAGUGAUUUUGUGAAAGCCAUAUACAAAGCAUCUCACUACCAGGAGCAGUCUGACUUGUACGAGUCUAGUAACAAUGGAACACUACUGCCCAUACCAUUACCAAUCGAAUUUCCUGAUGGUUCUUGCACAUCCGUUAUAUCUCCACCGGAAUUCCCAGAUUUACCAAGGCCACCCAGAGACUUCCCAUGUUCUUGUGUUAACCCAGGCACAUCCGCAGUUUCAGUACAUGCAUUAUCUCCCUUUGAUGUUAAGAUAGUUGGGGCAUUAGGUGAUUCGCUGACAGCAGGCAGUGGAGCGGACGCAGCCAUUAUAGUUGGAUCGUUAAAUGACUACAGAGGUGUAGUCUACAGUAUCGGUGGAGACGAAGACUUUUCGGCAGGAGUCACUACUUUACCAAAUAUUUUACAAGAGUAUAGCCCGUCGCUGAAAGGAUUCUCUUUAGGAGUUUGUAAUAGAGAUGAAACGGCAUCGGCUUUGAACGUUGCUAGUCCUGGUGAUGUAUCAAGAGACAUGAAGUACCAAGCAUACCGACUUAUUGACAGAAUGAAACUGCACCCAGACGUUGAUUAUGAACUCGACUGGAAAGUCGUAACGAUCUUAAUUGGUGGAAAUGACCUGUGCUCUUUCUGUGAUGAUAAAGAACUGUACACAGCCGAGCGAUACCAGCAACAUCUUCAAGAAGCUUUAGACGUCUUACAUGAGGGGAUGCCAAGGGCUUUUAUUAAUUUAGUUUCCGUAUUGCAAGUAGCAGAAUUAUCACAAUUAAAUGGCACUAUAUGUAAUAUCAUUCAUUGUCUGUUUUGUACUUGUGUUAAGUAUGGUGAUGAUCAGAAUGAACUAGUUGAGCUCACCAAAGAAUACCAGCGUGUCACCCACGAACUCAUUGAUAGUGGGCGCUAUGAAACAUCAGAUGACUUUACAGUUGUAGUGCAGCCAUUCCUAGAAGAGACCACUCUACCACUUGAUGAGAAUGGUGAUCCAGAUAAAUCAUAUUUCGCAAAAGACUGCUUUCAUUUCAGUGAAAAGGGACAUGCUACCGCCGCAGUGAAUCUUUGGAACAACAUGUUUGAACCUGUUGGGUUAAAGUCUCGCGUGUUUAACCCUGAAGCCGACGUUUACUGUCCAACUCAGGAUGUUCCAUACUUUUAUACAUCAAAGAACAGUGGUAUCGAACCUACAACAUCAUCAUCAGCGUCACCAAGAAUAUCUCAUGUGUUCUAUAUAUCAUCUAUGGUUAUGUUAUUUGAAUACUCAUUCUGGAACUGA
Saccoglossus kowalevskii is the source of this 1338-nucleotide messenger RNA. Its product is annotated as phospholipase B1, membrane-associated-like. NCBI's taxonomy places the organism in Eukaryota, Metazoa, Hemichordata, Enteropneusta, Harrimaniidae. Gene Ontology annotation, molecular function: phosphatidylcholine lysophospholipase A1 activity; A2-type glycerophospholipase activity; retinyl-palmitate esterase activity. Gene Ontology annotation, cellular component: brush border membrane. The record is from RefSeq and is a predicted model, not a curated record. Gene Ontology annotation, biological process: phospholipid metabolic process.